Messenger RNA from Heteronotia binoei (common prickly gecko), 537 nucleotides. Its product is annotated as neurotrophin receptor-interacting factor 1-like. The transcript is spliced from 5 exons. Gene Ontology annotation, biological process: regulation of DNA-templated transcription. Bases 1 to 537 code for a protein of 178 amino acids. The record is from RefSeq and is a predicted model, not a curated record. Lineage: Eukaryota; Metazoa; Chordata; Lepidosauria; Squamata; Gekkonidae.
AUGGAUAACCACUCACAAACCACUCAUCUGCAGGUGCCGUUUGGAGCCGGCAGGCCAGAGAAAGACAGCGGGGCUUAUUCCUCCUUGAGGGGAAAUAAGGAGCCUGGGAACAAACAACUGUCUCUCUGGAGAGAAGCCUUUCCUCUUCAGAGACAAGUGAACGAAGGCAUCUUUCCACAGACGGAGAUGUGGGCCUCAUCUGUGAAGAAAGAGCCUACAUUCCCUGAGGCGGAAGGAGCUUCCUUGGAGCAAGGGCAGAAGGCGCAGGCCAUGGAGCGUGCCCAAGAUGCCCUCUCCUGUGGAACAGGCAGUGGAGAGAUGCUGUUGAGGUGUCGUCUUUUCAGAGGUGUGGAAACGGCUGCUGCGCCUUCAGGCCAGGGCCCCUUUUCCUUUGAGGAGGUGUCCGUCUCUCUCUCUGAGGCUGAGUGGGCCCUGCUGGAUCCAGGACAAAGAGUUCUCUACUGGGAAGUCAUGCUGGAGAACUACGGGAAUGUGGCCUCUCUGGGUAAGGAUCUUUCUUCGGUGCCAGAGGUGUGA